GCUAAGAAGAUGAAGCUGACUGUCAUCAGUGGAGCGUCUUCAAUUUUCUUGCCGAUUUUAAAAGAGCUCUAUUUUUUUAGUUUUUCAUCAUCUCGACACAUGUCUUGUGAAUAAGCAAAACUUGAAGGAAACUGAGACGAAAAUUAAAUGUGUAGCCAAACCGCAUAUAUCCAAGCUGAACUCCUCGAGAUCCAAAGAACGACGUCAGAGAAGACACUAUCAUGGACCGACCCAAGACUAAAGCUACGCCUCGACCGACAAGUACACCUGGUGGCUUAGGGGAUAGCUUACAACGCGACACCAAACAUGCGUUGUCGAACGGCUCGGCUACCGCUGUUCACAGUGCUACAGUAGACAGCAAACUUCUUAGAACGACUUCCUUGAAAUCGAUUGCAUCAUCCACCCCAGUUCGUCGCAGUACGCCCCCGCCCAUACGGACAUCUGCUACAUUUCCAAGUUCGCAUCUCCAGAAGUCCCCUCUAAAGGUGGUAUGGAGAGAAAAGUCGAGAUCUAAUAUCUUCAAUUAUUCUCCAGAAACUUGGAAAGUUUCGCACUCCUCGACAAAGCCCAAACGAGUGACACCACCUCCAGAUGAUUACACGCCCGAGAAAGAUCCUUUAUCUAGAAAACCUUCCUUCUCAGGUGAUCGCGAUGGUUUGAUCUCACCAGUGCGAUCGCUACUGGAGGAAAAGAAAAAGUGGGAAGAUCCGAUUUUAGAAUCGAUGAGACAACAGAGUGAAUCCUCUGUUUCAAGCCAUUUGCCCGAUUCAGAGAAACAAAAAUCGGUCCAAGACUUGAGGAGCAAAUUUGAGUCGAGUAUCCAACGUUCGUCACCGGUUCCAGCACCCGGGAAGCGCAGUGCUACACAGAGACUGCGACCUAAACGGCACACGGUGAUUGGAGUCGAGCACCAAAUGGGUGAAAAUCAUGCACAGAAGAAUAGGUUAGAGAUUCCUGAAGCGUCCCGAAAUAUCAGCUUGCUAGCAGACUCGGCGUACGGGGAUUCAAUUGAGACAUACUGCCGCCCAACUGUACGGUCACUUAUGAGAAAGUUCGAGAGUAGCCCCAAGUUAUCGUCUUACAACUUUUCCGAUUCCUGCUUUUCAUCCGAGCAAAAUAACAGUGCGUAUCGUCCCGAGAAAGGAAGGAUAAAAUCAUCAUCUGGGAGACAUUCAGAAGAAAAUUUAAUGGAAUCUAACUCAAUGGAACAAGAUACUGAAGAACUGAACAAAGAAACUACGACAGAAAUGCCCGAGUGUGCUAUUAAUUGCUCGCAUUCUAGUUCUGUUGGUGUAUCCCUCGUGACGCCAAGUCCUGUGACGAAUAAAACUCGCGACACGAUGACAGAUUCGGAUGAAGAAACUGAAAUCGGCUUCCAAAGAGCGACAAAUCGACGUUCGGUGAGAGAAUUGAAGAAAAAAUUUGAGGCGAACAAAGAUGCUGAAAACCUGUCGUGGAAGAAUAGUCCAAACGUCAAAGAAAAACCAUCAGCUGAUGCUAAAGUGUUCCCUAAAAUGCAGUACGUUCUAGAUGAUUUUAAAAACUCCGAUCAUGGUUCUUCUAGCAGUACCCCAAUUAAGACGGAUCAUACUGAAAGACUUAUCCCUUCUGACAUGAAUAUCAGUGAUGUGCAGGUACCACUUAGUCCCACGAAUAAUUCCAGUCAGGAAGGUUUACAUCAGGAUUCUGCACUAGAAGACAGAGUUUUUAGCAGAGGUUCGCGGAGUAGAUCUUCUGUCAAAGAAUUGCGCCUUGCUUUCGAGAAGUGCAAACAUCAACCUAACCAUGAUGUAAACAAGUCAGAGAUCCCUGAAGUGGAUGGAAAUUCAAUCGUGAAACCAGUGAAAAAAUCCAGGAAGAUAUCAAGUGCUAACGUGAACCCUCCAUUGCGGUCUCAAAAGGUCCAAAUAAUGAGGCAAAAUUUCAUGGAGAAAAGUUUGCAUGACGAAGAACAGAAUAUCAUUGAACGCAAGAAAAUUAAUAUUUACGAGUCAGAAGAUGCCAGCUCUAUUCUCUCCCCUAAGGACAUGGUAAAAAUGAUUGAGAUUUUUGAGCAUUCGCCAGUAAACGUCGAGGAAGAAGUUAAGCCAAUGCCUGUUGUAAGUAAACUCGACAUCUCUCAAAUCAAGUACCAAAUUGAAUCCAGUGACGAAAAAGAGUCCAUCAACGCUGUUGAGAAAAAGACUAAAGUUGGAAAGCUUGACGUUCAAAAAUUGACGCCCAAGACGAACUCCGAAAUGAUCAAACCGCAGCCAAAAGUUAGCAAGCUGGAUAUCAACAGUUUCAAAGAAGCGCUUAGUAGCCAUUAUUCGGAUGAUUCCACUAGUUUCGCGGAUAAAACAAAAAUUGAACAUAGUACAUCGGACAUCAUGCAGUUGGUGAAUAAAUUUGCAAAUCAAACCCCAAGUUACAUGAGCGGUGCAUCUCAUAGCGAAGAAACAACAUUUGACCCUGAAAGAGGGGAAAAUGUUGAAGAUGAGCAGGCGGAUGUUAUCAGAGUACCUACAGUCCCUCGUGUUGAAGUUAGUGUACCUGGCAAAGUAAGAGUUUUGAAGUCAUCUGAAAUGAAAUUUUUCGAUGUCAACAAGAGUACCGAACAAGACUUGAUGGAAACUUUCAAAAACACGAAGAAACGCAAAGAUUUGUUGAAUCCGCCUUCGGCUAUUCCACCAGCGAUGCGCGAAGACCAUAAAGGAUUCGAGCGUAAGGGUUCUCUGAUAGUGCCUAAAAACUGUCGCGAAUUAAACGAUGAAGAGAAAAAACAAUUUUUCGGUCGAAACGCAGCUGAAAUUUUCAUCAAAUCUACAGGAGUAAAACGUAGCACUUCUGAUGUGUCGGAUCUUACAUCUCACAGGCCAUCUCGUCAUAACGAACAGGAUUUUUGCAAUAGGGGCAAAGGACUUGAGGAUGUCAUCGCAGGCAAACGAACUCUUCACCAGGUUUUUCAAGACAGGUAUGAUGAUGGAGAUACAAGUUGCCUAAGAGGAGAUGAGACCUCAGGUGAGGAAAACAACGCUUCGUAUGAAGAUGAGGUUUCAUAUGAAAUAUAUUCAAGCUCGGAUUCAGAGAUCGACAUUCACGACAGGAUCUCCAAGUCUUCAUUGAUAGCAAUAAGUUCUCCUCAUAAAGAAGAUGCAUCGCAAUCUUUUGCCCCUCAAUACCGACAAAAUCAAAACGAAUUACAUGCUACAGGUCCAUCGUCGCAGAUUAAUGAAAUGGACAAACUAUUUUUGCAGGAGGACGUGCAUCGAGUUGAGUCGAUCUCGGCUAGAGUUGAUUCGAAAGCUCAUAUAGAGUCGAUUCCAAAAAGCUCCCUGCUUUUGAUGUCAGUAACAUCAAAAAAAGAUCCACCAAAUGAAAAGUAUGGCUUGGAGCAGAACGAAAUUGGUUACUCGAAAAUAAGUUUUGUAAACGUUAGAACUGAAAAUCUAUGCGGGCCCAAGGAAGACUCCAUUCAAGUUGAGGACCCCUGCGGCAGAGACAGUACAGCGAGCGGUGAAAGACCCGCGGAAUCUAAAGCUACACUGAACAAUGACGAUAAUGCAACCAAGUCAGAGCCAGCUGCUGCUGUAACCAAGACAGAGCCAGCUGUUGCUGCAACCAAGCCAGAGCCAGCUGCUGCUGUAACCAAGCCAGAGCCAGCUGCUGAUGCAACCAAGCCAGAGCCAGCUGCUGCUGCAGCAAUCAAGCCCGAGCCAGCUGCUGCUGCUGCUGCAGCAAUCAAGUCAGAGCCAGCUGCUGCUGCAGCAACCAAGCCAGAGCCAGCUGCUGCAGCAACCAAGCCAGAGCCAGCUGCUGCUGCAAUCAAGCCAGAGCCAGCUGCUGCAACCAAGCCAGAGCCAGCUGCUGCUGCAACCAAGCCAGAGCAAGCUGCUGCUGCAACCAAGUCAGAGCCAGCUGCUGCUGCAACCAAGCCAGAGCCAGCUGCUGCUGCAACCAAGCCAGAGCCAGCUGCUGCUGCAACCAAGCCAGAGCCAGCUGCUGCUGCAAUCAAGCCAGAGCAAGCUGGUGCAACCAAGCCAGAGCCAGCUGCAGAAACCAAGCCAGAGCCAGCGGAUGCAACCAAGCCAGAGCCAGCUGCUGCCACCAAGCCAGAGCCAGCUGCUGCUGCAAGCAAGCCAGAGCCAGCUUCGUUCAAAAAGUAUGUAUCGAGUCAAGAAGAUCACGUUCAUCAGUGUUCCUCAUCUAUUGAUUUUGAUUCCAAUAAAUCCAUCUCUGGAGAUUCUAGCUUCAAAUCAAAUGGGCUUCGGUUUUCCGAGUCACCUUCGAACCCAACUCGCCAUUCAGCCUCAGUUCUGGCCCAGCGUCUCGUGGAGAAUUACAUACCUGACGAUCUGGUGCCAAAUAACGAGGUCUCCAUCGUAAGAAUUACGUCGUUCGUAGUCUGGUUUGCAGCUCUGUUAUACUUAAUCUUGUACAUCGAAGAGUAUUUGGACGAGGACUAA
Hyalella azteca is the source of this 4445-nucleotide messenger RNA. RefSeq names its product protein MLP1 homolog. The transcript is spliced from 2 exons. The coding region runs from base 222 to 4445 and encodes 1407 amino acids. NCBI's taxonomy places the organism in Eukaryota, Metazoa, Arthropoda, Malacostraca, Amphipoda, Hyalellidae. The record is from RefSeq and is a predicted model, not a curated record.